Setaria italica (foxtail millet) is the source of this 2464-nucleotide messenger RNA. RefSeq names its product soluble inorganic pyrophosphatase. The record is from RefSeq and is a predicted model, not a curated record. The transcript is spliced from 8 exons. Gene Ontology annotation, molecular function: inorganic diphosphate phosphatase activity; magnesium ion binding. NCBI's taxonomy places the organism in Eukaryota, Viridiplantae, Streptophyta, Magnoliopsida, Poales, Poaceae. The coding region runs from base 1538 to 2272 and encodes 244 amino acids. Gene Ontology annotation, cellular component: cytoplasm. Gene Ontology annotation, biological process: phosphate-containing compound metabolic process.
CUUGACUGCUUAGAAAUUUCUGCACUGUGCAUUUAACUUCUGAGUUGCUCUGGAUGCUUCUGCUCUGAUCGUUUGCUGGAGACUUACACUGUUGUCACUUUUCAGUGUUCCACGAUGGUCAACUGGUUGGAUCAAGGUCUGAAGUUGUUGGACUCUAUGAUGAUAUCUUGUUUUUACCAGAGAUUUUUUUUUGCCUGAUUGAUGCUGCGGGUCCUUUGAUACAAAAAUAGAUACAAGUAUUUGGUGCUGGAUAUAGUUUUAGAUGUUUUUAUGCUAUAUCAUGUUGUGUAGUAUUGCAUACCUGAUGUUUUCGUGCAUGUAGGCAUGCUACAAUUCUCGUGACAAGCAUUGCAAUGCUACAUUUUCUUUUCUUUUCUUUUUUUGCAAACAUUCCAAUGUGAUUGUGCAUGAACCCAUGAUACCCGAGUUUGAGCUGGUGAUAACAUAGCACCGUUCUACUUCAGAGUGUUCCUAGGAUACUGAAUAGACACAAUUAAGUCUGAAGGCAACGAAAAUGGAUUAAGGCUGCCGUGCACCUACCGCAUUCCAUAAUGUCGAAUGCAUGAUAUGAUUCAUUUGCUGUAGUUUGAUAUGGAGAUUAGUAUAUUUUGACCCGUCGUUUUGUUUCAGCUAGCUACAGGUCUGUACUUGAACUUACAGUCUUCAACACUGUGGUAGCAGGAUGCUUUCGGGUAAAAAGCAUCCAUGAACUUACAGUCAACCCGUGAUGAUUAUGGCAGUUCCUUCACUCAUUUUUGUGGGCAGCUGCGCGUGAUGCUACCGCUAAUAAAAAAAAGAGUUCGUUAAGUUACUGAUCGUUGCUUCUGAACUAUCUUUGUAAAUGGAAGCCCGGAUUUUAGUAAUGCUCCGUGCAGUAUUAGUGCUAAACUGUGCUACCAUUUUUUCCCCUUUUCUCUCUUACAGCACAGUGAAACGCUGUUCUUGCUCAGAUUUACCUACUGGAGCGCAUUCUGUGUCCUGGAACUGAAUCGUGUCCGUGUCCUACAAUUCUGCUCUUUGAUUUUAAUUUCUAGUACCUGGGGAGAAGCUUUUGUUUUUCAUGCUAGACUGCUAGUGCACGAGCAUCGGUUGCACGGCUGCACCGUGGUGGAUGCUGAAUCGGCAGGCAGCAGUCAGGGUCAGGGUCCGUCUGGUACCUGAAUGCUGAAGCUUCGGCCGCUCUCCGUGGGAAAGUGAGAGAUUAGGCAGGUGGAAUUCCACCUGGAGUGGUGCCGUGCCGUGCGCGGCCAAAGACGCCGAGGAAGGCGACAGAACUCGCGAGAAGCGGUGCGCCGUGGCAGCAACCACCCCACCCCGCGCGCCGGUGCCGCCUGGGCCCUUCGCGUGUCGGGGGACGGGCACGCGCGGGCGGUCGGGCAAGACGGGCACGCUUUAAACGGGACGGCGUGUGCUACGUUGGACGCGCGGAGCAGGUGCACGCGCGGCGCUUGGGGGGCAGAGGAACCGUGCGCGCCGAGCAGAACAAGUGAGCGCGCUCGUCGCCGGACGGCGAGACGGGCGAGGGGAGGAGGAGGAGAUGAGCGAGGCGGUCAGGCGCGCGGGCGCCGACGAGCCGGGCCGCGCCGCGCCGCGGCUGAACGAGAGGAUCCUGUCGUCCCUGUCGCGGAGGUCCGUGGCCGCGCACCCAUGGCACGACCUCGAGAUCGGUCCUGACGCUCCUGCCGUGUUCAACGUUGUCGUGGAGAUCUCGAAAGGGAGCAAGGUCAAGUACGAACUCGACAAGAAAACUGGGCUCAUCAAGGUCGAUCGCGUGCUGUACUCGUCGGUGGUGUACCCGCACAACUACGGCUUCAUCCCGCGAACGCUUUGCGAGGACAACGACCCGAUGGAUGUGCUGGUCCUCAUGCAGGAACCGGUUCUUCCUGGCUGCUUUCUUCGAGCCAGAGCGAUCGGGCUCAUGCCUAUGAUGGAUCAGGGAGAGAAGGAUGACAAGAUCAUAGCUGUCUGCACCGAUGAUCCCGAGUACCGCCACUACAAUGACCUCAGCGAACUGUCACCCCACCGUGUCCAGGAAAUCCGACGAUUCUUCGAAGAUUGUAAGCUUCCAAAGUCCUCAGCGUGCCAUCUCUUCUUUCAUAUCCAUUCCAUUUCUGCUGCACCAUGUAACUAUCCACCGAAAUGUUCAGAUAAGAAGAACGAGAACAAGGAGGUUGCCGUGGACGAGGUUCAGCCAGCGAGCACUGCCCGUGAUGCCAUCAAGUACUCCAUGGAUCUCUAUGCGCAGUACAUUUUACAGAGCUUGCGACAGUAGUCUUGACGCUUGCUUCACCACUACUCUUGCUAGAGAUGUACUAUAUAUGUAUUUAUUAGCGUUAUGUUGUAACUUAUAAGGAGGCCCUUUUAGUUGCUUGUGAAGCUGUUCCAGGCCUCCAUACUAUUACACUGAAUGUUACAAACUUACGACGACACAGGAGAAAGAAAUGUCUGAAUCGAGUUACAGCAA